AUGGCAAAGGCCAGUACAACUGAAAGUCGUGUACAAGUAGCUGUUCGUGCACGUCCUCUUAAUCAACGUGAGAUUGAUUUAAAGUCACCCAUAAUCGUUUCAAUUCAUAAUUCUCAAAUUCUUUUAAAUAAACCCAAUGACAGACACAAUACACCUAAAACAUUUUCCUAUGAUUUUUGUUUCGAUUCAAUGUAUGCUAAUAGUUCGAAUUAUGCAAGUCAAGAGCAUAUAUUUCAAACACUUGGUGAAGAAAUUAUUCAAAAUGCAUUUGAAGGAUAUAAUGCAUGUGUCUUUGCUUAUGGACAAACAGGUUCUGGGAAAAGUUUCACAAUGAUGGGUACACACAAUGAUCGUGGUCUUAUUCCACGUCUCUGUCAGACAAUGUUUGAUCGUAUAUCGAAAGAAGAAAUUUCAACUGAUUUUAAUGAUGAUACAAAACAAUCGAUUGAUGAUAGUGAUGAUAGUAGUGCGGCGUUUUCUAUGAAAUUCUCAUCAUCCUAUCGUGUGGAGGUGUCUUAUUUUGAAAUUUACAAUGAAAAAGUACGAGAUUUAUUAAAUCCAAAUAACAAUCAUCAAGCGUUGAAAGUACGAGAAAAUAAAAUUUUAGGACCUUAUGUUGAUGGAUUAUCACAAUCAGCUGUGAUUUCAUAUAGCGAAAUCGAAACUUUAUUAAUUGAAGGUAAUAAUUAUCGAACUGUUGCAUCAACAAACAUGAAUAAUGAAAGUAGUCGUUCGCAUGCCGUAUUUACAUUAAAAUAUACACAAACACUGAUUAGUGACUCUACAAAAGGUGUUAAAGUAAGUAAAGUUAGUUUGGUAGAUCUGGCAGGCAGUGAGAGAGCAUCCAAAAGUGGUGCACAAGCAGAAUAUAUUCGAUUUCGAGAAGGAUGCAAUAUAAAUAAAUCAUUGUCCACACUUGGCUUAGUUAUAUCAACUCUUGCACAGCAACAAACGACAACUGAUAAAUCAAAAAAACCUUUUGUUCCUUACCGAGAUUCUGUGUUAACUUGGUUAUUGAAAGACAGUUUAGGCGGUAAUAGUCGUACGAUUAUGAUCGCUACCAUCUCAUCAGCCAAUGACAAUUAUGAAGAAACACUCUCAACGUUACGUUAUGCUGAACAGGCAAAGAAGAUUGUUAAUCAUGCCUCAAUUAAUGAAGAUGAACCGGGAUCCAUAAUUAGAGAAUUAAGAAAUGAAAUCGAUAAAUUGAGAAAAGAAUUGGCUGAUGCAAAAGAAACAAAAAAAUCUUCUGAAAAAUUGAAUGCAGAAAUCAAUGAAAACGAAAAACUUAUGCGAACAAUUACAAAAGAUUGGUAUGAACGUGUAGCUGAAACAGAAAAAAUAAGUAAAGAACGUCAUGAAAUAUUAGAAAAAGCUGGUAUAUCUGUAUGCAGUUCUGGCAUUGGCUUAGAAAAAGAUAAACUUUAUUUGGUUAAUCUUAAUCCAGAUCCAUCAUUCAAUGAACUAUUAGUCUAUUAUUUAAAAACAAGAACAAGUGUAGGCCGUCCAGAUGCAACUGUUAAACAAGAUAUUGAACUAAUAGGCGUUGGAAUAUCACCUGAACAUUGUGUAUUUGAAAUUCGAAAUCAAAAUCAAGUUUAUUUAACUUCUAUCAAUAAAUCUAAAACAUAUGUGAACGGUCAACUUAUUGAUAAUGAACGUCAUUUACAUCAUGGUGAUCGAAUUCUGUGUGGUUGUUCACAUUUUUUUCGCUUAAACUUGCCUAGCGAACGAACUUUACUGAAUAAUAGUGCAACACCGGCGAUGAACACAAUUGAUGGUUCAUAUUAUUCAUUUGUUGAUGCACAACAAGAAGUGCUUUUAAAUCAAUUGGCUGCUGAUCCGUUAACAAAAGAACUACGAUCAUUUUUGAAAGAAAGUGACAUUGAACAAGACAAGAGUCGUAUUCUAUCGAAAAAGACAUCAGAUGUCUAUGAACGAGAAAUAGAAUAUUUAAAGCAACAAUUGAUGCGUUCAAUAUCAACUAAUUUGCCAGAUCGUAAAUUAUCUCAUAAAAAUCGUGCUAUGGAAGAAUCAUUUUCUAAAUGGAGAUAUUCAAAUAUUCUUGUUAAUGAUUCGGAAGAAAGUCGUGCAUUUUUUGCUAAACUAAAACAAGAACUUAUACGUGUUAAUGCCCUUGUUUCUGAAGCAAAUACAAUAUCAUCAGAAAUGCAACGUCAAACAAUAUUUGCCGUGAUGUUACAAAUACCAGUAUCCUAUUUAAAACCAAAUGAACGAGCUGCAACAAAUUUGUGUGAACCUGCUGUACAAGUGAAACGACGAACAUUUAUACCACAAAUUUGGAAUGUAGAAAAAUUUGAAUGUAAAUUAAGUGAUAUGCGUGAAGCCUACUACGAAUGGAGAAGUGCGAUGUCUGGAAAUAAACUACCUUCAUCAAUAUCGACCAUGAAAGAUGAUCCAUUUUUCGAUGUACAAGAUUGUCAUAAUCUAAUCGGUGUAGCAAAUAUAUUUUUGAAAGCAUUAUUCUAUGAUUCAAAACUUGAUUAUCUUGUACCAAUUAUCAACACGCAAGGACAAAUAUCUGGUGCAUUACAUGUUAUUUUACUUCAAAUUGGUUCUUCACCGAUAAAAAAAUUAAAUGAUGUAAAAUCAAAUGGUAUUCGUCAGAGUUUUAGCGAUUCGAUAAGUGAUGAUAGUGUGAAUGGAAGUAGAAACGGUAGUCAGAACAGCAUGGAGCAAUCUGACGAAGACGAAGAAGAAUCGGAUGUAGCCGAUCAACAUGUACCAUCUAAUCGUAUUACAGUUAAAUUUAUUAUAAAAGAAGUUCGUGAUCUUCCACCAAGUGAAGCAGAAAGCGUAGUCUGUCGUUAUUCAUUUAUGAAUCAAAAGCAACAACAAAGUGCCUCAUCAGUGAGAAGCAAUAGAUAUGAUGAUGAUAAUAAUGGCGUACAAGGUGAUGCUCUUAAAAAGCCAAGAACAUUUGUCUUUAAUCACGAGAAGGAGUAUACAUUUACAUUGACAGCUGACUUUAUCUCAACAUGCUUAGAAAGUGCUAUAUCAAUUGAAGUUUGGUAUCAAUAUAAUUCUGUUCCAUUACCAUUUGGAAAUAAUGAUCAAGAUAGGCGUGAUGCUGAAAUACGAGCGUUAAGUAAUCGCUGGAAAGAAGUUAAACGACACGUACAAUAUGCAAUUGAAAUACAUGAAUUAGACUCAUCCGGACGAUGGGAACCAGUUGAAGUUGAUUCAUCAAAUUCAAAUAUAAUUAGUGGUGGUAUAUACAGAUUGAGACAGGGUCAAUCGAAAAGACUGGUUGCUCGUCUUCGUGUUAUACCACAAUCGGGUACAAUGCCACUAGUAUUACAUGCUAUUCGUUCAGUUGAAAUUGGUUCUAUAAAUACGAGAAAAAUAAAUGCACCAAAACAAUUAGAUUCAUAUCAAGAUGAAGAAUUACAAAAUUUGAGACAUGAAUGGCUGGAUUUAAUCGAAAAACGAAAAUCUUAUUUAGAAUCAGAAAUUAAAUUAUUGAGUCAGCAAACAAAUAAAACGCCCAAUGAUAUUGAACGUGAAACAACUUUACUAGAACAAUUAGUACGUUUGGCUGAAGAAAGAAAUUUUGCUGAAUUUCCCCCUCCAGGCUCCGGAAUACCAGGAAGUCCGCCAAUGUGGUCUCCUCCACCAACUAUUGAAGAACAUCGUCCAUUAAUCUUUCUUGAUUUGGAUCCAGUCAAUAUGAAUACAGAAAAUGAUACAGCCGGCUUACGAGCAACACUUAACGAAGAGAAGAAAAAUGAUAUGUUCAGACUUGCUCUGUUACAUCACGAUUCAGAUGAGAACAAAGCAGGUUUAGUGCAUAGGGUUCGAGGAGUAGCUCAAUGGGAUCCAUCUAUACAUGAAGCAUCUGAAUUAAAUCGUGUAACACCGAAUAAUACUUUAGUUUAUAUGAUUGUUAAAAUUAUUGUAUUAAUUUCACAACCAGUAAGAAUGGAACUGGUAUUGAGGAAACGAAUCGCAACAACAAUACAGAAAACAGAUGGUUGGUGGUCAAGUAGUAAAGCCAUGAAAUAUUUACUCGGCUAUAGAUCUUACAAACGCACAAGUGUCGUAUAUGAAAUUGUUUCAAGUAUACCAAAAUUUAUUCAUGAGAUAGAAGAUCGUAAAAGUUUAGCAUUAGUAGCUGGUUCUGAAUGUCAUUCUGGAACAUAUGUGGAAAAAUAUAUUCAAUAUGCAUCUGCAGUUGACAGUUUAUUAUUACUGGAUAAACUCAGACAAGAAGUUUCACUUAUGGAAUGUUCAACAAAACAACAACAACAACAGCAAACUAUUAGAAAAGCGACUAGUGUUCCUAACAUUAUGAAUCAACAAAAUACGGGCAAUCGAUUUACCAUUUCAAGUCCAACAUAUCAGUCCGGAUUGAACAAUGUGAAUUCUAAUAUCAAAGAUGAACACGAUGUUUCAAAAAAUUCUUCACAAUCAUUUCAUAAAGUUACUGACAAUAAUCAUCAAUCACCUAUGAAAAAAACACCUUCCAUUACUAACGAUCGACAAAAUCCAUUUUAUAAUGAUAAAUUAAGUAAUUCGUCCUUUUUAUAUCCUCAUUCGGAUUCGCCUACAUUAUCACCAUCUACCACAACAAAUCUACAUAGUCCACAAGUCAAGACGUUAAAUACACCAUUUUCACAGUUUAGUCGUUCGGAACUAAACGUAUCACAAUUCAGUACACCUAACCGACUAAAUAAUAAUGAAGAAGAAAGAACUAGAACAGAAAAACUUCAUACAAAAUUGAAGGACGAUAUGUAUGAUGAUAAAUUUGAUCAAAAAUCUACACCAUUAUCACACCUUCAUUUUGAACCAUGUACACCUAGUAUGUUAACACGCUCGUUGUAUAUUGAAAAAGAAUGUCCACAACCCGUACAAGUAUCAACUCUUUGUUUGAGACCAGAGGAUCUAUUCACAACACCAAACGAAGAAAAUGAACAAGAAUUAUUGUCCACAAGUACAUUGGAAGAAAAAUAUACAUUCCCUCCGAAAUCACAGAACACUGCACAAUUAACACCAACAUUAACAGUAGGAAACUUAAAUGAAAAUAAUAGUUCUUUAAAUGCAACCGAUAAUCGUAGAUCAGAUCAUUUAAUUAAGAAAAAUUUGAAUAAUACCAUUGAAAAUGAGCCAACAACUCCAAAUCGAUUAUCAUCAACCAAACUAGUAAUGCCAUCAGUUAUAUUCUCAACAAACGUCCAAUCGUAUCCUUCAAAUUCUAACUCACAAAGUGAAAAUAAUUCAAUCGAAUCUAAUGAGCAACAAUUAUCACAACAAAAAGAAAAUGUUUUAGAACAUGCAAUGCCGUUAUUAUCCUCAAAGGAAAUUUCUCGCCCAUUGUUAACUGGAAAGCCAAUAUCUGGAUUAAAUAUGAAAAAAGAUAUGAAUGAUUUAUUGCAAUCGGCCAUAAUAUCACCUAACGAACCGGUAGAAUUAUCCAAUGGACUCAAAGUUAUCGUUGGUCUCAAAGUUAUUAUCACAACACCAAAACAUAUUUUUAAAAAACGUGGAACAGUGAGAUUUAUUGGUACGACAAAAUUUCAAACUGGUUUAUGGUUUGGUAUUGAAUUAGAAGAACCAGUUGGUUUAAAUGAUGGAUCUGUUCAUGGUAUUCGAUAUUUUAGUUGUGCUGAAAAACGAGGCGUUUUUGUUCGUGAAGAUAAAAUAGAACCACUUGAUCAGUCUUGA
Didymodactylos carnosus is the source of this 5685-nucleotide messenger RNA. NCBI's taxonomy places the organism in Eukaryota, Metazoa, Rotifera, Eurotatoria, Philodinida, Philodinidae. The record is from the annotation of a GenBank genome assembly.